This is a messenger RNA of Asparagus officinalis (garden asparagus), 856 nucleotides long. Its product is annotated as expansin-B15-like. Gene Ontology annotation, cellular component: extracellular region. The record is from RefSeq and is a predicted model, not a curated record. Lineage: Eukaryota; Viridiplantae; Streptophyta; Magnoliopsida; Asparagales; Asparagaceae. Gene Ontology annotation, biological process: sexual reproduction.
AUGGUGAAUUUUCUCUCCUUCUCCUUCGAGACCAAUGCUAGUCUUUACUCGCCGGCAACCCGGAGAAGAUGGUCGCCGGCCGGAGCCACGUGGUAUGGAGCUGCCAAUGGAGCCGGAAGUGAUGGUGGAGCAUGUGGAUAUGGGAAUGCAGUAGGGAGCCGGAAGCAUCCAUUCUCCUCUAGCAUUGCUGCUGGAAGCCCCUCCGUUUUCAAAGCCGGCAAAGGCUGCGGUGCCUGCUAUCAGGUGAGGUGCACAAGAGAUCAUGCCUGUUCCAAAAAGCCGGUGACCGUUGUGAUCACCGACGAAUGCCCCAGGGGUCCGUGUCUAGUGGAGUCCGUACAUUUCGAUCUCAACGGCACCGCGAUCGGGGCGAUGGCCUUGCCCCGCCGUGCUGAUCGUCUGCGGGGUGUCGGAGUUCUACCUAUCCAAUACACACGCGUCCCCUGCAAAUUCCCUCACAAAACCAUCGCCUUCCACGUCGCAUGUCAGGCUUCGAACCGCAACUACUUCGGGUCCUCGUCGAGUCGCCCUGACGGAGAGGGAAGCCUCAGCAACGUCGAGCUCGGCGAGUCAAGGUCAGUCAACAAGGCCACGUGGCGACCAAUGAUACAAUCCUGGGGUGCACUGUGGAAGCUUGAUUCAGGGCCGAAGCUGAGGGCUCCGUUCUCGAUAAGGCUGACGUCGCAGCACUCGAAGAAGAAGGUGGUCGCCAAGAAUGUAGUUCCGGCCAGGUGGCGGCCGGGGGCCACUUACAGGUCUCUUGUUAAUUUCCACUAGGUUGUCGAAGGCAUUUAGCGUGGUUUCAGAUUUGGACGUUGUUACUUAAUUUAGGCAGUAACAGUAGUAGGGAGCUUAG